AUGGAACUUCCUGAUUCCGUAUGCAAGCUUCUUAGUUUGAGGAUCUUGGAUCUUGGAGCAUGUCCGAAUUUAGAGCUACUUCCAGAGACAAUAGGCUCACUUAAGAAUCUCACACACUUGGAUAUGUCUGAGUGUUACUUGCUGGAGCGCAUGCCUAAGGGGAUUGCCUUCCUUUCAGAACUCCAAGUUCUUAAAGGAUUCGUAGUUGGUGUUCAUGAUAAGAAUGAUACUUCAUGUACUUUUCAUGAUUUGUCAGCACUGAAGAAGUUGAGGAAAUUGUCAAUCCACACAAGUAGGGUGGAUUUUCCCGUAGAAGAUGAGCUCAUUGUUUUACAAAAAUUUGGACGGCUUCGAAAGCUAACGAUAGAAUGGGGACGGUUAUACCCCCCAGCCACCACUCAGGAUAAAGGCCAGCCAGAUAAUGUUGCUGCUCAACCCACGACAACAAGCACUCAACACAAUGCUGCACCACAGCCAGCAACACCACCAACUAUCUCAAAAAACCAUUUGUUCAGCAAACUGCCAGCAUUCAGAGGGGCGCUUAGGUCGACUGCUACCUUGGCGCCUAGGUCGACUGCUACCUUGAAUCAGGAAUUAGAUCUAGAGAAACUGGACCUGCAGUGCUACCCUCAGAAGACAGCACCCAGUUGGUUGAGGCCUGGAAAUCUAAAGAGCCUGAAGAAACUCUACAUUAGAGGAGGACAACUCCGAAAUCUUGGCGAAGUUGAGGAGAACGACUGGUGGGCAGUUGAGACACUGCGAUUGAAGUUCUUGAGUGAACUAGAGAUGGAUUGGAAAGAAAUCCCAGUUUCAUUUCCUCACUUGAUGUACUUGGAGAAAUUUAGAUGUCCUAGGCUCACUUUCUUCCCAUGCGAUGAGAGUGGAGUAUGGCUGAAUCCCAGAAAUGGAACAAUGGAAUCAAAGCUACGGGAAAUCUUGGUAUGA
Molecule: messenger RNA, 945 nt
Organism: Prunus armeniaca (apricot)
Lineage: Eukaryota; Viridiplantae; Streptophyta; Magnoliopsida; Rosales; Rosaceae
Source: the annotation of a GenBank genome assembly